GAGUAGGGGAAUCUUUGACAGAGGGGAUCUUGGUGGGGUCAGGAGGGAAAUGUUGGGACAGGACAGCCCCAGUGGCGAAGUCUGAGGUAUCAGUGGUGACGAAGAAAUGGCGAGUGGGGUCAGCGAUCUUGAGGACAGGGGCGGUGGUGACGAGUUGCUUGAAUUUGUCGAAAGCGGCUUGGCGGCGUUCAGUCCAUGUGAAGGACUCGGUGGCGCGGGUGAGCUCGACGAGGGCGGAGACCUUUUUGGGGUCCAUGUGGAUGUCGUCGGCCGAGACAAUGUGACCAAGGUAUUCUACGCUAGGGGCAGCAAAUGUACACUUGCUGAGCUUGGCGUAAAACUUUCGUUCUCGAAGGAUGGAGAGAACUUUGCAAAGGUGUUCGAGGUGGGAUUCGAAGGUGGGGCUAAAGACGAGGAUAUCAUCAAGGUAGAUCACGACACAGACUUCGAGGAGGUCGCGAAAGAUGUGACUCAUUGUAGAUUGGAAUGUUGCGGGGGCAUUGGUGAGUCCGAAGGGCAUCACGAGGAACUCGUAGUGCCCGAAGUGAAAGCGAAAGGCGGUUUUGUGGGUGUCCUCCUCGCGGAUGCAGAUCUGGUGGAAGUCACUGAGAAGAUCGAUCUUGGUGAAAUACUUGGCUCCACGGAGGCGAUCAAGAAGCUCGGAUAUGUGAGGGAGUGGGUACUUGUUCUUGAUUGUGAUCCGGUUCAAGGCACGGUAGUCUGUGCACAUGCGGAGUUCCGAGGUGCCGUUCUUCUUAACGAAGAGACAACUGGUUCCGAAGGGGGAGGAGCUAGGCUUAAUGAAUCCUUUCUCAAGGAGUUCAUUAAGUUGUCGCUUCAUCUCUUCGGCCUCGGGGACGAAAAGCUGGUGCGCUCCUCAGGGGUGAGUCUCUUGAGGCGUGAGGGUGGGGUAGAUGAGGGUGGUCGAGAGCUGCAAUCACUGCGCUCCAUCCUCAUGAAUUGGACGACAUCGAGUUCCUCGAAAGAGAGGGAUGAAGAGUCGAGUGAAUCGGAAGAUGCGUCGGGGUUCGAUGUAGUGAACUCGUCCGAUGUGGUGGAGGUGGUGUCCUCGGAGGCGAUGCCGUGGAAGAAGCGAGGGCGGGGAGGGGCCAAUAGGGGAGGUGGAGUGGCCACGGUGGAGGUAAUGGUGGAUGAAGAUGGCGGUGAUGUUGAUGUGGAGGUUGAAGCGGAGGCUUGUCCGGAGGAGGGGGUGGUUUGGGGUGUGGAGGAGGGUGUGGUCGUGGUGACGACCGUGAUGGCGGGGGUGUUUCCCUCGAGCGUGGUGACACGGUCGGAGAUGGCGGCCAUGGUGGUGUUGAUGGUGUCAAGGGAGGAUUGGAGGGCGGUCAACGUUCGGAGGAAAGUUGUGAGUUCCGGGGUGGCGGUGGUCAAAGUUGGCGGAUUGCCUGCGAGUUCAGGGGCAAUUUUGUCGACGGAGUCCGAGCGGAUAUCAAACAUGUUGAUGGAUGAUUGAGCCAUGUUGGGGGAAGAGCGGGUGGAGGACGGGGCCGGAACAAAUGUGGAGGAUGCAGCAGCAGCAGUGGCAGCGGCGGCGGCGGCGCGUUGGGAGUUCUUGGUUUGGCGCGGUGGCAUGUGGGGAUGGGGGACACAAUUUCUUUAUCAAUAAAUUCAAAAUAAGGAUAAUUGCCGAGAUUUUGAAGGGAAUAAGGUUGGGGGGGAAGGGAAAGUGGGAAUUAAUUUUGAGUAAAUAAAUUUAUUCCGACUUGGAAUUUUAUUUAUUCGAAAUUAAUUCGAAAUAUGGGUAGAACAAAAUUUUAGAAAAAGA
Messenger RNA from Chara braunii, 1786 nucleotides. Lineage: Eukaryota; Viridiplantae; Streptophyta; Charophyceae; Charales; Characeae. The record is from the annotation of a GenBank genome assembly.